GCUACGAUACCGAGCGCUCGCUUUACCGAGUGCCCGGAGAAAGAAAGAAAGAGAGAGAGAGGUUGUGGAGGUUAGCUACAAAAAUAACGAGAAAGAGAAAGCAACAAAGAGGGCAGCGGAACAAUAACAGCCAUCAGUCUUAACCGCGAUAGCUCACAUUUAUUUAUAAUAUUUUGAAAGAGGAACUUUUUUAUUAUUAUUAUUAUUAUUAUUUACAUACAUUUUUUUUUUUUAAAGUCAUCGGUAUUUGAUACGGAGUUAUUUUCGAGGUCUAUCGAUUCGAUUUAGUCGGAUUUUAUACUUCACUCACAGUUUCCUGCAGACUGUGAAAGACUGAAUUUUAUUUCUGCCUCCAUGGACGCCCGUCUUAAUCAGCUCAUUCGCUUUUUCGGGGAAUAUUUCUGUCCUGGCCGUGAGGAGCACCAGAUAAGCGCAAUGACAUACGUCAAUAAAUAAGCGGUGAUUCCACAGAAGAUCAAAGCCGCGGCUUUUUUUUACAGAACGCGCAAUUAUAGCAAUAAUUCUAUCAAGAGGAUGAAGUAAAACUCCCAGCAGCUUCUCACUUCCGUCAGUGGACCAUACAGGACGUCAAUUCACUUCACUAAUGGGAACGGAUUAGGAGAGGCGCCUUUAAGACGAAUUUUAAAUGCUCAUAAACUUCGAUAUACAUCCUUAUUCACGGUGCGAGGCAUUCAGUCAACUGCCAAACUCAGUUUUUUGUGCAUUUCUGCCUCUGAUUGGAACAUUUUGACAGUCAAGCAAGCAGCUGAACUGUCUAGUGGUCUCAAAAGUUAUUAACUGGUCGAACCUGGGCUAGGUGUUACAACCAAGGUAUGUCCAGGCCAAUUUCUCAGCUAUUGCCACCCGACCUUCCAGCAGGGACCAGCCCCCAACUCGGACCUGCAAACCCUGCAGGUACCACAACCAAUGGCCACCUGAAUAAUUCCAUGGCCAGUCUAAAAUCCCUUCUUCAGUUGCCCAUUAAAGCGGACCAGAGAGGAAAAGACUGCUGUGAGAUGAAAGAUAAAGAAAAACCUCUGGAUUCUGAAGAGGAUUCGUUGGGUGGAGUAGGAGGCAUGAAUGGCGGCAACGGCUCCAUGCGUUCCACCAACCAGUCCGCCUUCCUUGGACCAUUGCUAUGGGAGCGCUCAUUGCCGUGUGACGGUGGCCUGUUCCAGCUACAGUAUAUGGACCUGGAGGAGUUCUUGACGGAGAACGGAAUGGGGUGCAUGCCUUCAGGAAACACUUGCAGUACUGCCGCUCAGGUCCCUUCCCAGAGCACGCAGUCGGCCGUUCCCAGCCAGAGCUCUCAGUGCCCCCCAUCUUCCUCUCCGCCAUGCUCUUCCUCCGCCUCUUCCAUCUCGUCCCUUUCUUCUUCAUCUUCAUCAUCCUCUUUGCUGGGUUUGGAUGUGCCGCAGGCCCCUGGACUGCUGGGAGGUCCGGAGUGUCAGCAUGGAGCUCAAACUGUACCACCUGAUCCUUCUCCAAGCCCCUCCUGCCCACCUCUGCCUGUGGUGCCGCCCAACAACGCUGCUGAUGUCAUGGUGAACUUUGAUCCUGACCCAGCUGACCUCGCCUUGUCUAGUGUGCCAGGUCAAGAGGCAUUUGACCCACGCAGGCAUCGCUUCUCAGAGGAUGAGCUGAAGCCUCAGCCCAUGAUCAAGAAGGCCCGCAAGAUGCUGGUGCCCAAUGAACAGAAGGACGAUAAAUACUGGAGCCGGCGCUAUAAGAACAACGAAGCAGCGAAGCGUUCUCGCGACGCCCGGCGGCUGAAAGAGAACCAGAUUUCUGUCCGAGCUGCUUUCCUGGAACGGGAGAACGCCGCCCUCCGACAGGAAGUUGCCGAUAUGCGAAAAGAACUGGGCCGCUGUCGCAACAUCAUCAACAAAUACGAGAGUCGCCAUGAAGACUUAUGAAAAGGAUAGAAGGAGAACAGAAAAACGAUUUUGAAAUAACGUUGUUCGGCUCAUCAGGAAUGGCAUUUUCUCUUAGCAUUUGUUUCAAAUAAGCACUAGGAUACUCUAUUCACAAAUUUACAUUUCUUUAUAAGUGCAGGGAUCGGUUGAAUUAGGUGGUGUGGUGCUUGGUUGAAUCAAAUACUUCAAAAUUCUGGGUUAAAGUUGAAAAGCCAUAUGGUGUAUGGAUGUCCACAAGGUCUACAUGUAAGCACAAGCGUAUUUCAUAACCCCGAAUCCUGACUGUGGAUGUGCAAUCUCUCAUAAAUACUCACGGAUCAUAAACGCAGAUGAUUUAUAAUGGCAUGUAGCCCUUGUGAACAUCCUUUUCCUAUAUAGGAUGAUUUUCUCAAAGAGAGAAUUAUAUAGAAGGUGGUAGAGAUGUAAUUUUUUCUAUGACAAAAACAUUGUAUAUUUUUUAACUGUUAUAAUCAGCUAUCAUUGAAUAGAAGAAAAGGAGGAAAUGUGGACAGUAACGUGAGAGUAAAGAGAUUUUGACAUAGGAAAACUGUAUAUUUUUAUAUUCGCAGAGGCAGGCAGGUGAUGAGAUUUUGGAAAUAAUCUUUUUGUAUAUUUUAUAUAUGGGUGGGAGGGGCUAUGGGGAGCUGUUCUAAAAGAGGGCUAUAUGAAGAAGUUUGUUAAUGAUAUAUUUUUGACAUCAGGAGCAGUUAGGCAGGUCAGGAACAUCAUGACCAAAAGGGACGAAUGUCUAUAAGAGUAAAGAAAAGGAACGGAGAGCUGAGAGGUAAAAUGGGACAGAGAAAAAUAGUAAACAUGAAAACUGUAUAGUUUAAAAUUUUUAAUCUUGGGUUUGUUCAAGCACUUGUUUUUGGUAUCUUCUCUUUGAUUCCUUUUCUUAAAAUUCAUUGUGUGUUUUUUUUAUCCUGUGGUGAGACGGGGAAGAGAGAAAGAGAGCAAGAAAAACACUGAAAGAGCUUUUCUUUGGAAAGGCUUUGUUCACACUGCACAUACAUCCGAUUUGGUUUUUCAAAUCCAGUAUUUAGGACUGUUUGCCAUUUUGCAAGUAAUGAAAUCUCAUCCGCUUGCUAAGACAGUUUAGUCAAUAUCCAGUAUAUAUGCUACAGUAAAUCAGUUGCCAUAGUAAUGACUAAGCGUCAACACGACACUAAGAGACGUAAGAUCUCCGUCAUCACCGUGAUCAUGCACAUCAUCAAUAAAUAUCAACAUAAAUAUCAAAAACAUAGUGAAUGCCACAUGUGAGUUUUCAGAUUGAAAUGCAUUUCCAAAAUUCAAAUUGUAAUCAUUAUUUAAAAUUAUUAACCACAUUUGAAUGUGUUUUGGCAACAUUAUCACACUGGAACUCGUAAUGUUGCUAUCGAAUGUUCCAGUAACCUAACAUCGACCCCAUUCUGCCAAGUUACUGCGCUCCCAUCACCUUUUCAUGUGGCACUACUGAUUGCAUGUUGCGCAAGCAGACUCAGAGUCACAGGUUUUGGUCUUGGGGAACCAUGAAUUAAUUGCGUUCACAUAAUCAAUGAUAAACGCGUUACCGUUACCCUCUAAGAUUACUUUUUUACUCUACUGAGCGUUAGGUGUAGGGUUGGGGUUUGGGUUACGGCAUAUGGUUCAUAAAAUAUGCAUUCAUGCUGUCAUUUACAAGUCGCUUUUGGCACCACUCUGUGGACAUUUCACCCGGAAACUGGAGCUAACACAUGCCCAUAUGUUCAAAAGCACUUCCAGAUUUGGCCACUAGGGGCAGUGGUUCGAAUUUCUUUAAGCACAGACCAAUUUCAUCUAAAGAACUUUUGACAUACUGCCACCAAAUUCACAGUGAUACCAGUCUGGGUUUGGAUCAGGUUUUAAAAAUCUUUUGGAAAAACAACUGAAUGCAUUUGAGUCGGAUACGCCAAAAAAUCGGAUUUUUUGCAGCCUACCUGAACAAAGCCAAUUGUGGGUAGUUUCUUUCAAAUGUGCACACGAUUUUUCAAUGUAUAUAUUUUAAUGUUCAAGCAAAUAUGUUCAUACACACACAGACACAGUUUUUAAAACAAACUGGAUCUGGGUUUUCAUGGCCAGUCACAUACAUGCACAGAAGAAACUCGUAAGAAUUCAACAAGUAUGAACUGUUAAUAGUGACAGCAAUAUUCUUUUUCUGUGUCUACAUCUCUCUCUUUCGCCCUUCCUCGAGCUUUUGAUGUUGUGAACUGCAUUGGGGUUGGUAUGGCAUUUCUCACCAAGGUUAAGGCUGUAGCGUGUGGGUUGCAUGCUGGCGCAUACUUGCGUUUAUUUUGACGCAGGAAAACACUUGUGUCCUUUUAUAUGGUGCUCACCCAGUCUCUCGAUCCAAACUCACAUAACCCAAUGCAGUUAUAACCUGUUUGCCUAUAAACUUUCUUUCUUUAGUUUCUUAUUAUUGAUCAUUGUAUGAGGAAUCGUAUAUAUAGACCUACACAAGUAUAUCUAUACAUCUCCUCGAAAUUAACCUCACAUCCCCAAAAAAGACAUGUACCCUAAUACUACUGUACCAUACAAAGUACAAUAUUAUAUUAAAUAUUAAACUAUUCUCUCACUAGAUAUAUGUGUGUACAUGAGUAUAUGCUUGAAUAUGUGACUAUAGAUGUAAUUUGCAUAACUUGAAUAUAUAAAUGUAGUAUAUUUCCGAAAAAAGACCUGAUUGAUCAGUUUUCUCAGGCGUCACCACGCUGAUCAGAAAAAUUGUGGCUUUUUGGUUGAUUGUUCUCCACAUUUUUGAAGCCAGCUAACAGUGGCUGUAUAGUUCCAGAGAAUUUCACAAUGAAAUGAAUAGUGCACUACCAACUAUUUUUGGAGGAAUAUUCUGGUUAAAAGAAGAAAAAAGAAAGAAAAAAAAAACAGUGCUGGAUAUAUAACUUUAUUACCUUUUGUGUAGGAAUUAAAUGUCUUUUCCUUUA
Messenger RNA from Myxocyprinus asiaticus (Chinese sucker), 4846 nucleotides. Its product is annotated as thyrotroph embryonic factor-like. Gene Ontology annotation, molecular function: RNA polymerase II cis-regulatory region sequence-specific DNA binding; DNA-binding transcription factor activity, RNA polymerase II-specific. NCBI's taxonomy places the organism in Eukaryota, Metazoa, Chordata, Actinopteri, Cypriniformes, Catostomidae. Gene Ontology annotation, cellular component: nucleus. Gene Ontology annotation, biological process: regulation of transcription by RNA polymerase II. The record is from RefSeq and is a predicted model, not a curated record. The transcript is spliced from 4 exons. The coding region runs from base 834 to 1916 and encodes 360 amino acids.